Molecule: messenger RNA, 2078 nt
Organism: Cyprinodon tularosa
Lineage: Eukaryota; Metazoa; Chordata; Actinopteri; Cyprinodontiformes; Cyprinodontidae
Gene: plekhd1
Product: pleckstrin homology domain containing, family D (with coiled-coil domains) member 1
Exons: 13
Coding region: 377-1915 (512 amino acids)
Source: RefSeq, a predicted model, not a curated record
UAAUCUGAAUAACAGCUUUUACUGGCCGGACUAUAUCGACCGGCCUCAGAUUUAGCAACUCAUUCCUAAAGCUUCCCUCCCUUUCUGACUUUUUCAUUGUGGCGUCCAGGCUGUCUGCCUCCAGAUGAUGAGCAUAUUGGCAGCUGCAUCACUUCCACCCUGUUGAGUUAUUGAGAUUAGUUUGCUGCUUUUUCCUGCCUGGUAUGGAAGCUGGAUGUGCCUGCAGCACCUCUGCGUGUUUGUUUCUGAUCGAAAGUUGUUGGGGUAAUUGUUAUUGACUGACUGUAUACCCUCCCCCACUUUUUUUUUUAAAACUUAUAUAUUUAUUUUUCAUUUUGACCCAACCCCCCACGGUGAGAGGGAUUCUGCUGAGGGGAUGUUCUCCUCUUCAUCCAGAAACUCUUUGUUGUCGCCUUGGACGUCCAUGGAGCACUCCGACUCUGAAGCGCUGGACAUCAGCACCAAGGUGCAGCUGCACGGCGUGCUGUGGAAGAGACCCUUUGGAAGGCCAUCAGCCAAGUGGUCCCGCAGAUUCUUCGUCAUCAAGGACAGCUUCUUGCUCUAUUAUGCAGAGAACGAGAAGAGAAACUUUGAGAGCAACAGGUAUUUCAAUAUCCAUCCCAAGGGAGUCAUUCCUCUGGGAGGAUGUGUGGUGUCAGCCAACGAGGACAUGGGGAUGCCUUUUGCCAUUGUGGUCAACCUUGAAGAUUUCACAGGUACCAUAGUCCUGGCUGCUGAGUCUGAGGAGGAGCAGGUCCAAUGGAUGGAGAUGCUCCAGGACUCAGGGAAAGUCACAUGGAAGAACUCCCAGCUCGGGGAGGCCAUGAUUGAAAGCCUGGAGGCUCAGGGACUGCAGCUGGCCAAGGAGAAACAAGAAUACCUGGACAAACUGAUGGAAGAGACAGAGGAGCUAAGCCAUCAAAGAGCACAGCGGGAGGAGCUGGAGCGUCUCAACCAGGUCCUGGAAGAGGAGAAACGGAAGUUUGAGGAGGUGGUUCUGGAGCUGAAGGCAGAGCAGGAGCAGAUCAAACUAGAUCUGGAUGGUACAACUAGGUCCCUUAAAAGUGUUGACCGGGAAAAAGAAGAGCUGAGUUGCUUAACAGUUACACUUCAGAAGUCUAUAGAGGAACUCUCUCAGGAGAAGCAGCGUAGACUUCUGCUGCUGGGGAUGAAGGAGGAAGAAGAGAGGGAGGUGGACAAACAGAGUUUGGAAUCAACAUGCAAAGAGUCUGUGGAUGAUGAGGAGCCUCAGGAUCCGGAGUUGCUGCAGGACCUUCGACACAUCGAGGAGCAAAUGAAGAUCCUGCUGAAGGAGAAAGAGCAGGCGGAUGAGCAGCUCCAUGAGAACGAGCAGCGAUCUAAACUCCUGCAGCAGGAGAAGGAGUACUACUCCACUCAGGCUCAGACGCUGCAGCAAUCGCUCUCUCAGCUGACGGCGGACAAGCAGCAGACUGAGGCCGAGCUCAAGGCAGAGAUCCAGUCCCGCAUGGAGCUUGAACAGAGGCUGAAGCAGGCUGAGGAGGCUCUGCAGGAUCUGGAGAAGGGCCUGAACUCACUGGAGCGAACCAAGGAGAGAGAUGAGAAGAUGAAAGGCGAUGUGACGCAUCUGAGAAAGUUCUUUGAGGAGUGUAUCUGUGCAGCGGAGAUAGAGGCGAAGCUCCCAGCUAUAAUGAAGAACGCUGUUUACCUUCACAAAGCUGCUGCUCGGAGAAUUAAGAGCUGCCGCAUCCAAAGGAGAGCUUCCAGACGCCACUGGUUGAAACACUCCAAGUCGUUUGCUGUGGCUGACCCCGACGAUGGCAGCAUGGAGGAACUGAGGGCGACGGCUCGAAGGCUGACUUCUGACAGCAGCUUCAGGGAGAGCGUGUACAAGAUUGUCGUUCGCAAGGAAGCCGCAAACACCAUAAUGGACUGAACGGAGGAUGGAAAGGCAGAAAUGGUCCUUUAGUUUUAUUUCAGUCAGCAGAUAUUUGGAAAAAAAAGAGAACCUGAUCCCAAGCGUACCAUUAAUGUAGCCACACACAUCUGUUCAAUGGAAAUCUUGGAUCUGUCAAAAUAAAGUAAUAAUAAACAAUUCA